Molecule: messenger RNA, 912 nt
Organism: Trypanosoma brucei brucei TREU927
Lineage: Eukaryota; Euglenozoa; Kinetoplastea; Trypanosomatida; Trypanosomatidae
Gene: Tb927.3.730
Exons: 1
Coding region: 1-912 (303 amino acids)
Source: RefSeq, a predicted model, not a curated record
AUGGAAGAGGAAGAGGAAACACGUGUGAGCAGUAGAUCGAGCAGUGCAGGGGACAGUUUAUAUGCGGCUCCUUUCCCACGAAGCACUAUUAUUAAUUGCAUAACAAAUACCACACAACGCAGUUGUAUUCCUACUGUUUAUGGCGCAGCAGCAGCAACAACAACAACGACAACUUACAAUGAGUACAAUAAAGCAUCACCUCUUCGUUGUGAGUCGUCAUGUAAAGAUAAGGAACCGCAAUCCGAGAGACGUCUUCCUGUAAAUUCUUUAAUGCAAGUUGGAAUGGAGGAACAACAACCCGUAUCUCAAGCCAGUAGCCCAGAUCGUCCUUAUUUGCGAUGUGCAAUGCCAUAUACUCCUUCACCCACAGUACAGGAGCAAUGCAGACGUAAAGGAAAAGUAACACUUUCUAGUCGUUGGAGGCCUUAUGCAAAUGGUGCUGUGCAUCGGUAUAAUGUGGCUUCCAGAAUGAUGCCACCGCGUGAUCCAAAUGAGGAACACCGUUUCAAUACUUUGGAGGAAAUGGCAAGAAGGCGGGCCAAUGAUUCAAAAGCUUACCGUCCAACAAAAAUUGCACUGCCAACACGAGGGCCGACAAAUUUGCCUUUGGUAGUGCGAGCAUUGGAGGAGGAUCCGAGGGAAGUGGCGGAUAAAGCUAAACAGGCAAUACAGGCGGAGGUUCCCGUUCCUUAUAAAAUAAUGGAAAAAAAACUGCUUUUCGAUGCUACUGUUGGUACGGUGAAACCUUAUGUGCUUGGUGACAUUAAUGCACAUAAGAGGCGGCGACUCAGACCAGGGAAGAAAGAUCUCUCGAUGCCGCAAUCUGCAUUAACGCAAGAUCCUUUAUUAGUUUUUGUAGAAACGAUGCGAUACCAACGUCCCGCGCUGGGCAUCUACUCUUUUCAAGUUUAA